This is a messenger RNA of Papilio machaon (common yellow swallowtail), 30565 nucleotides long. RefSeq names its product microtubule-associated protein futsch. Bases 77 to 28705 code for a protein of 9542 amino acids. The transcript is spliced from 64 exons. The record is from RefSeq and is a predicted model, not a curated record. Gene Ontology annotation, biological process: regulation of microtubule depolymerization; axonogenesis; dendrite development. Gene Ontology annotation, cellular component: synapse; microtubule associated complex; cytosol. NCBI's taxonomy places the organism in Eukaryota, Metazoa, Arthropoda, Insecta, Lepidoptera, Papilionidae. Gene Ontology annotation, molecular function: microtubule binding; actin binding.
GUGUUCGUCCGGAGCGGUUGUGCGAGCGCUACCCUUGGGCGAAACGUCGGCAGUCGCGCCGGCGCCGUGCUCGGCGAUGGACCACGACGAGGACCGGUCCUUGUCCCUCGGGACGGAGGUGUCGGCCUCCGCGCCCCCGCCGAGUCCUCUCACGGGAUGCUACCUGCUGGCCGUCAUCGGCGAGCCGCACACGCAUGAGCACAAGGAGAUUAUUCUGCAGCGCCUCGUCAAAGGGCUGCUAUCAUGGGACUCUGGAGAGCACCAGGUGGAUUUGGAGAAGGAGCUGGCCACCCUCGCGGAGCAGGCACCCGAGGGCGAAGAGGCCAGAUAUGGAGAGCGACUGAUUCAAUACGCAUCAGAGAACCUGGUGACAGAGAUCCUGAUCCACCCACAGAUGAACACGCUGAUGCAGUGCAUGCGCAACCUGCUCAGCUCUUUCACGCGCCACCGACACCUCGUGCACGCGGGGUACACUUUUGCGGGAAACGGCUCCUGGAUUAUGCAGGACGGGACAUUCUCCCUCGCCGACUUUACUGACGCUUACCAAGAGAAUGAAGUACAGCGAGUCAUUCGCGCCUACGAAAACUCUAUAUCGAUAACGAUUCAUUGCGCGGCCGCCGGCGAAUGGGCCAAGCUGCCGCAGAUGCCAUUUGUGAAGCAUUGCAAGAUAAAUGUUAACCCAACAGACAUACUCGACUCUGGCUCUAAAGCCAUCAAGGAUUUUACUACUUACCUGGAACCCUACAUAGUGCCGGCGAGCCUGGAGCAGCUGCUGGUUUCGAGCGACGUGGUGGGCAACAUCCGCUUUAGCCAUCCCACGCUGUACGUCUUCCCCGGAGGACAGGGCGACGCUGCGCUCUUCGGAAUUAACGGAUUCAACAUGCUAGUCGAUGGAGGGUUCUCGCGCAAGGCAUGCUGGUGGGAUUUCGCGCGCCACCUAGAUCGGCUGGAUGCUGUGCUGCUGACUCGCCUCAACAACUGCUCGGCGGCCGGCAUGGCAGCCGUGCUACGUCGCAAGGCCACCGCCAACGUCUACCCGCAGAUUGGACACUUCUUCUGCAACCUAGAAGAGCGGCGAGCUGUGACAAGUCCCGAUGGCGACAAGGACACCGAUCCUCUACUUGUCUCUCUCUUGCAAGAGGGCUCCGACAUGAUGGCAGACCUACGACAUAUUAACCUGAAACCACAACACUGCUACCGAAGCCCCGAUCCCAUAAACUUGUACCAUAAAGUUGGUCAUGGUACUCUUGACAUGUACGUACUGAAUCCGUCCAAGGACUCGAAACACGUUCGUGAAUUCCUAAAGCGAUGGCACAGUAGUGAACAAAAGCUAUUUGAAGGGGCUAGUGUGUCAGGACAAUUUAACUUUCCCAUUCCUAAUUUAGUGUCUAUAUGUGCUUUACUCGUGUGGCGUCCUGCUAAUCCCGAUGAUACGAUAACUAGAAUAAUGUUCCCCGGUUCUACGCCACAACAUAAAAUAUUCGAAGGCCUCGAAAAAUUAAAACACUUGGAGAUUCUUCAACAUCCCACGUGCACCGGCCGCCAGAUGACGACUGCCGCCGUCCCGGCACCCGCUCCUGUCGUAGCUCCCGUCGCACCAACGGCAGUGUCCGUGAUCAAAACGAAACAAGUAAAAAGUAAAGAAAGAAGUAUUAUUACAGAAACGAAGGCAAAAGAAGAAAAAAUACACGAAACGGAACAGACAAAAAUUAGGACAAUCAAAGAUGUUGAUUCUAAAAACUUAAUUGAUAACAAGUUAUUAAAUGAAUUGGUUGAUGGCGAAGAUAAAAAAAUUGAAUCGGUUUUGCAAGAAGCAAUCGCUACAAGGAUGGAUUCUAAAUUAGACGACAAAUUCGCUCAAUAUGAAAGCACCGUUGUUGAUGGCUUACCGAAAAAGAGGGACACUAAAAAGAAAGAGAAGCCCAUAGAUAAAAAGGCUAAACGAACCGAUGAUAAUAAAGAGUCACUAGCAAAAACGGCUGAUCUUAAAAAAGUGGAAACCGAAACAAAAAUAAAACCAGAUGGUAAGAAAAAAUCUGAGCUAAAAGCAAAGCCUGAAAUGCCAAGUACAAUCAGUAAAAGUAAAAUUAGUCACAGAACAACUCAAAAGAAGGUAACGUCUGCAAUAAGCGAUAAACGUACUGCUUUAGACGACAAAAAAUCACCUCCUACGACACCGAAGAAAUCGAUUGAAUCGAAGUCAAUUACGAAUAUUAUAAGCAAAGACAAAGUGAAAGGUAAGACUAGACGACAAAGCCCAAUUACUACACCUGCAAAAAGCGUCAAAGAAGCUAGCAACCGCAGAGUUGUCGAAUCUAAGUACAAACAAUCAUCUCCGAAGAGAGAUAUUCCUCAAAAGACUUCCGAUAAAAAGGAAAUGAAACCUAAGCGCGAACCUAUUUCUCGACGGCCAAGGCCACUAGGUUCCCCCAUCAAAGGUUUAAAGUCUAUGAAAAGCCCCACAAAAGCUGUCAAGACAACUAAGAGUGAUACUGCAAAAUUAAAGGGGUUACAGAGAGUAAAUUAUGAAGAUAUAUUAAAAGACGCUAAAAAAUCCGACGAAGAUACAUCUAAAUCACUUGACGAUAUAAAACAACAAGAACUGGACGAAAGAGAAGAACAGGAAAUUGUAAGAGAAAUUGAAGCUGUAUUUAAUAGAGAUAGCGAAGCUGAAGAAAAAAUAGAAUACGUUGGACGUUCAGAUAUAGAAAAGAUUACGUGCCUCAUAGACGAUACAAAAACAGACGUGCCUCCUGAUACUGAGUUUGAAGAGGAAUAUUUGAUAAUAGAAAAGGAAGAAGUUGAUCAAUAUACCGAAGAUUCUAUUUUAGAACAGGAGCUAAGUCCAGUAAAAGACACAGAUCUUAUGAAGCAUUUAAAAGACAAAGAAGAAUCUGAAAAGAAAAAAGAGGAUUUAACUAGCCAAGUUAAAAUACCAUCGAAAAUAGAUACAGAGAAAAUGACCAAAGAGGAAGUCAAACAUGAUUCAAAAGAACAUUCUGAAAGUUUAGAAGAAAAACAAGAUAUUAGCAGUGAAAAGAAAACAACGGAUAGUAAAAGUGGACUUUUGAAAGCCAAAGACUCACUAGAUCUUAAUAUUGUACAAGAGUCACAACCAGAUGAAAAAAUUUCAACUACGGUGGAAUCAGGGGCUACCACGGCGCCUACUUUGCCUGAAGAUGAACGUAUAACUUUAGACGAAAUAAAGGAAGAUCAGCAUGUUGAAGAAAAGUAUAUUAGAGAAGAAACCAAGGAAAUGCAUGUGCCACAACCAUUUAUUGACAGUAAACCACCAGUAUCUGAAAGAAUCCCCAUUAAGGAACCGCAACCAGUUCCUCUCAGAGACGUUGUAAAAACGCCUGAUGAAGUUGCUGACCUUCCCUUGCACGAAGAGGUAGACUAUAGAACAUUUGAUGAAAAGAAAACACCAAUUGAAGAAAACGUGUUUAAACAAAAGAUAGAUUUAGAUUUACAGAAAGAUUUGAAAGUUCCUAAAGAUCUUCCAAUUAAAGACGCAUUGUCUAGAACCAUACAGGAUGAUGUUGUCAUUAAGACGAUUGAACGUCCAUCUCAUCCCGAAAUAGUUACUGUAACGCCAGGUUCAGCGCCCGAGUCCCCGAUGUAUCAUGAUCAAACAAAAGUUUCAAUGAUUCCAGGAAAAGAUUUGGAACCAGUCAAAGAAUAUGAUGAUAAUGAAUAUAUUUACGGCCAGUACACGGAACAAUUACGAGAAACUCAUAUUACAACUUUGGAUUCUCCAAUAAAAGACGAAGUAAGAACUAUUGAUGAUACUCAACCUGUAUCAGAAAAAAUACCUUCAAUACCUGAGGAUGUGGAAAAAGAAAUUGAGGAAGAACAUAAACUGGAAACAUUAGAGAAACCUCCCCUUAGCCCUAAGGAUGUGGAGCGGAUAGUAGCAGACGUAGCACAAGUCCUCAAAUCAGAUAAAAGUCUAGAUGAACUGAUAGCAGAAAAAUCACCCAUAUUUCGAAAAUCUCCAGAAGGUAUUAAGAAAUUGGACGAAACACAAUAUAAGGAAAUAUCUCCAAUGAGAUCACUUACAUCUGAAGAUGUUAGUGACAUAUCUGACAAAACAGUGUUGAGCGAUGAAAAGAAAGUGAAACAUGAUCUAAAACUUGAUACAGAAGUGAGUAGUAGUACUCUUAUGGAAAGUGAAGUAAAAAAACCACAUCUUAAACAACAAAAGUUAGAGAAUGGCGAAUCCGAAAAACAUUUAAGUGACAUCAUUGAUGAAAAGCAAGAAAAACGAUUGAGUAUAACAUUAGAUUCCGCUAAAACUUUGGAAAAGUUAGAGGAAAAACUAGCAGAUUUAAAAAAGAAAGAAGACAACAUCCAAAAAGAGCUACAGUCAAAAGAAGGUAUUGUAGAGAGAAAAGAAUCACAAGUAGUAACCACCAUCGAUUCACAUUUAAAGAGUCAAGAUAAAACAUCAGAGUCACUUCUCGAAGAAGUUUUUGAAGUAGAACUUUCUUCUGAGAAGGUGACCGACUUUGAUCGAAAAUCCGAAGACAGACGCCCAACUGAACAAGACAAAAAAGUUCUCUUAACACCGACAUCGUUAGAAAUUUCAUCAGAAAUUAAAAAAGGGAGGGACAGCUCAGAAAGAAGUAUUGAAUUCAAAGAAAAACCAAAAAUAUCGGACUCAGACGACGAUCAAAAAAUGGAUGUCAGCGAGGAAAAUUUAUCAGCAAGUAAUAUCAUUUCUGACAAACUUGACGAAAAGCAAGUAAGUUUAGAAAAAGAUAGUAUUGUACAAGAAUAUUAUGACAAAGUGUUACCUUUUGAUGGAGGUACUACUUUUGAUGAUUUGGAUGAUACAGAGAAUUAUACCGACAAGUUACAAAUGAUUACACGAAAAUGUCUUGGAACAGAAAUGAAAAUGCUUGGGUUGGUCGAUGAUAUGGAACACGAUCACCAUGUUCUAGGUUACAAAGAAAUUUCGCAGCCAAUCAAAACUGACAAUGAAUCUUUAAAAAUUGUUCUCAAAGAUCUAAUUACAUAUGGAGAACCUGAAUGCAUUGAGACAGUUAAAGAUUGUGUAAUUACGACAAAACAUCUUACAGUUCAACGAAAUAUUGUAACUAAGAUAAUCAAAACAAAGUACAGCAAUAAGAAUGGUUUGUUAGUCAAAUUAAAGACCUUAAAAACUACAGUCACUAAAGACAAACAGCCGGAUGGUUCUUUUAUAACUAACGUUGAUACCAAUAUUUAUAUCUCCGAUGUUAUAUCUAUGAGAGAUAAAGUCGAAAAACCUAAUUUAAAUGAAUUAUGUGAAAAUAUUAUAGACGAUGUUAAAUCAUCAAUAACUCAUACAGAUGUGCCUAGUCGAAUAAUAAGCGAAAAAGAGGCGGAGAAUUUAUUAAAAGAACUUGUUCAGAUUAGUGAACCUGAAGAAUAUGAAAUAAGUGGUGUAAAAACUAUUACUAUAAAUAAUACAACAAUUUACCGCACAAUUAUGACGAAAAUAACAAAAACCAUGUAUUUCCAUGAAAAAGUUUCUACUUUCAAAGUUAUGAUAAAUACUUCUACUACAGUUAUCGAUAAAACUCCAGAGGGGUCAACAAGUUCAAAACACGAACAAAGUAUAGCAAUAGCAGAUAUAAAUAAAGAGUUGGAGGAACUUAAAGGUUUUCUAAUACAGAACAGCGAAAACAGAAAAUACGAAGAGUUGCUACCACUAGGCGAACCAAUUAUAUCAGAAACUAAAGAAAUGACAGUUGUAACAAAAAAUACAAUAACUAUAAGGCAAAAAAUAAUAACAACGACGGUAAAACAAGCACUUAUGCAUGUAAGUCUAAAAGUCUUUAAAUGGACGGUAACAGAAGUUAAAACUGAUGAAUAUCCAAAUGGAUCGGCAGUAACAAAACGAAGGCAACACAUUUCUUACCAUCAAAAAUUAAGCGAAGAAAGAAAAAUAAAAACAUUUAUAGAUCCACAAACAGAAAAGGAUGAAUCGAUAUCUCUCGAUAGGAAAGAAAAGGUUGAAAAACCAGUUCCAAGUGCUGUUGAUGAAAAACCAUCUGUUGACGCACUUGAGAGGGAGAAAACGCCAAGCCCUGUUGAUAAGAUGGACAAGGUCGAAAUACCAGUUCCGACUGUAGUAAAUGAAAGACAAUUUAUUAAAAAGCUUGAAAUAGACAAAACGCUAAUUCCUCACGAUGAGGAAGAAAAGGCUGAAAAGCCAAGUGCUACUGAUGAAAAACUGACUGUUGACACACUUGAGAAGGAGAAAACGCCAAGCCCUGUUGAUAAGAUGGACAAAGUUGAAUUACCAGCUGUGACUGCAGUUGAUGAAAAAGAAACUAUUGACAAACUUGAGAAAGAGAAAACACCAAGCCCAGUUGACAAGAUGGACAAGGUUGAGAAACUUGAUCCAAGUGCUGUUGGUAAAAAACCAUCUGUUGACACACUUGAGAAGGAAAAAACGCCAAGCCCUGUUGAUAAGAUGGACAAGGUUGAGAAACUUGAUCCAAGGGCUGUAGGUGAAGAACAAAUUAAUGACAAACUUGAAAAAGACAAAACAUCAAGUCCUCUCGAUAAGGAAGAAAAGGUUGAAAAGCCAGUUCCAAGUGCUGUUGAUGAAAAACCAUCUGUUGACACACUUGAGAAAGAGAAAACACCAAGCCCUGUUGAUAAGAUGGACAAGGUUGAAUUACCAGCUGUGACUGCAGUUGAUGAAAAACUAACUAUUGACAAACUUGAAAAAGACAAAACGCCCAGUCCUCUCGAUAAGGAAGAAAAGGUUGAAAAGCCAGUUCCAAGUGCUGUUGAUGAAAAACUGACUAUUGUCACACUUGAGAAGGAGAAAACGCCAAGCCCUGUUGAUAAGAUGGACAAGGUUGAAUUACCAGUUUCAACUGCAGUAGAUGAAAAACAAAUUAUUGACAAACUUGAAAAAGACAAAACGCCAAGUCCUCUGGAUAAGGAAGAAAAGGUUGAAAAGCCAGUUCCAAGUGCUGUUGAUGAAAAACCAUCUGUUGACACACUUGAGAAGGAAAAAACGCCAAGCCCUGUUGAUAAGAUGGACAAGGUUGAAUUACCAGCUGUGACUGCAGUUGAUGAAAAACUAACUAUUGACAAACUUGAAAAAGACAAAACGCCCAGUCCUCUCGAUAAGGAAGAAAAGGUUGAAAAGCCAGUUCCAAGUGCUGUUGAUGAAAAACCAUCUGUUGACACACUUGAGAAAGAGAAAACACCAAGCCCUAUCGAUAAGAUGGACAAGAAAGAAAUACCAAUUUCAACUGCAGUAGAUGAAAAACAAAUUAUUGACAAACUUGAAAAAGACAAAACGCCAAGUCCUCUCGAUAAGGAAGAAAAGGUUGAAAAGCCAGUUCCAAGUGCUGUUGAUGAAAAACUGACUAUUGUCACACUUGAGAAGGAGAAAACGCCAAGCCCUGUUGAUAAGAUGGACAAGAAAGAAAUACCAGCUGUGACUGCAGUUGAUGAAAAACUAACUAUUGACAAACUUGAAAAAGACAAAACACCAAGUCCUCUCGAUAAGGAAGAAAAGGUUGAAAAGCCAGUUCGAAGUGCUGUUGAUGAAAUACCAUCUGUUGACACACUUGAGAAAGAGAAAACACCAAGCCCUGUCGAUAAGAUGGACAAGGUUGAAUUACCAGCUGUGACUGCAGUUGAUGAAAAACUAACUAUUGACAAACUUGAAAAAGACAAAACGCCGAGUCCUCUCGAUAAGGAAGAAAAGGUUGAAAAGCCAGUUCCAAGUGCUGUUGAUGAAAAACUGACUAUUGUCACACUUGAGAAGGAGAAAACGCCAAGCCCUGUUGAUAAGAUGGACAAGGUUGAAUUACCAGUUUCAACUGCAGUAGAUGAAAAACAAAUUAUUGACAAACUUGAAAAAGACAAAACGCCAAGUCCUCUGGAUAAGGAAGAAAAGGUUGAAAAGCCAGUUCCAAGUGCUGUUGAUGAAAAACCAUCUGUUGACACACUUGAGAAGGAAAAAACGCCAAGCCCUGUUGAUAAGAUGGACAAGGUUGAAUUACCAGCUGUGACUGCAGUUGAUGAAAAACUAACUAUUGACAAACUUGAAAAAGACAAAACGCCCAGUCCUCUCGAUAAGGAAGAAAAGGUUGAAAAGCCAGUUCCAAGUGCUGUUGAUGAAAAACCAUCUGUUGACACACUUGAGAAAGAGAAAACACCAAGCCCUAUCGAUAAGAUGGACAAGAAAGAAAUACCAAUUUCAACUGCAGUAGAUGAAAAACAAAUUAUUGACAAACUUGAAAAAGACGAGAAAACGCCAAGCCCUGUUGAUAAGAUGGACAAGAAAGAAAUACCAGCUGAAGAAAAGGUUGAAAAGCCAGUUCGAAGUGCUGUUGAUGAAAUACCAUCUGUUGACACACUUGAGAAAGAGAAAACACCAAGCCCUGUCGAUAAGAUGGACAAGGUUGAAUUACCAGCUAAAGAGAAAACACCAAGCCCUGUCGAUAAGAUGGACAAGAAAGAAAUACCAGUUUCAACUGCAGUAGAUGAAAAACAAAUUAUUGUCAAACUUGAAAAAGACAAAACACCAAGUCCUCUCGAUAAGGAAGAAAAGGUUGAAAAGCCAGUGCCAAGUGCUGUUGAUGAAAAACUGACUAUUGUCACACUUGAGAAGGAGAAAACGCCAAGCCCUGUUGAUAAGAUGGACAAGGUUGAAUUACCAGCUGUGACUGCAGUUGAUGAAAAACUAACUAUUGACAAACUUGAAAAAGACAAAACGCCCAGUCCUCUCGAUAAGGAAGAAAAGGUUGAAAAGCCAGUUCCAAGUGCUGUUGAUGAAAAACCAUCUGUUGACACACUUGAGAAAGAGAAAAAACCAAGCCCUAUCGAUAAGAUGGACAAGAAAGAAAUACCAAUUUCAACUGCAGUAGAUGAAAAACAAAUUAUUGACAAACUUGAAAAAGACAAAACGCCAAGUCCUCUCGAUAAGGAAGAAAAGGUUGAAAAGCCAGUUCCAAGUUCUGUUGAUGAAAAACCAUCUGUUGACACACUUAAGAAAGAGAAAACACCAAGCCCUGUUGAUAAGAUGGACAAGAAAGAAAUACCAGCUGUGACUGCAGUUGAUGAAAAACUAACUAUUGACAAACUUGAAAAAGACAAAACGCCGAGUCCUCUCGAUAAGGAAGAAAAGGUUGAAAAGCCAGUUCCAAGUGCUGUUGAUGAAAAACCAUCUGUUGAGACACUUGAGAAAGAGAAAACACCAAGCCCUGUUGAUAAGAUGGACAAGGUUGAAUUACCAGCUGUGACUGCAGUUGCUGAAAAACUAACUAUUGACAAACUUGAAAAAGACAAAACGCCCAGUCCUCACGAUAAGGAAGAAAAGGUUGAAAAGCCAGUUCCAAGUGCUGUUGAUGAAAAACCAUCUGUUGACACACUUGAGAAAGAGAAAACACCAAGCCCUGUUGUUAAGAUGGACAAGGUUGAAUUACCAGCUGUGACUGCAGUUGAUGAAAAACUAACUAUUGACAAACUUGAAAAAGACAAAACGCCGAGUCCUCUCGAUAAGGAAGAAAAGGUUGAAAAGCCAGUUCCAAGUGCUGUUGAUGAAAAACCAUCUGUUGACACACUUGAGAAAGAGAAAACACCAAGCCCUGUCGAUAAGAUGGACAAGAAAGAAAUACCAGUUUCAACUGCAGUAGAUGAAAAACAAAUUAUUGACAAACUUGAAAAAGACAGUGCUGUUGAUGAAAAACUGACUAUUGUCACACUUGAGAAGGAGAAAACGCCAAGCCCUGUUGAUAAGAUGGACAAGGUUGAAUUACCAGUUUCAACUGCAGUAGAUGAAAAACAAAUUAUUGACAAACUUGAAAAAGAUAAAACACCAAGUCCUCUCGAUAAGGAAGAAAAGGUUGAAAAGCCAGUUCGAAGUGCUGUUGAUGAAAUACCAUCUGUUGACACACUUGAGAAAGAGAAAACACCAAGCCCUGUCGAUAAGAUGGACAAGGUUGAAUUACCAGCUGUGACUGCAGUUGAUGAAAAACUAACUAUUGACAAACUUGAAAAAGACAAAACGCCGAGUCCUCUCGAUAAGGAAGAAAAGGUUGAAAAGCCAGUUCCAAGUGCUGUUGAUGAAAAACCAUCUGUUGACACACUUGAGAAAGAGAAAACACCAAGCCCUGUCGAUAAGAUGGACAAGAAAGAAAUACCAGUUUCAACUGCAGUAGAUGAAAAACAAAUUAUUGACAAACUUGAAAAAGAUAAAACACCAAGUCCUCUCGAUAAGGAAGAAAAGGUCGAAAAGCCAGUCCCAAGUGCUGUUGAUGAAAAACUGACUGAUGUCACACUUGAGAAGGAGAAAACGCCAAGCCCUGUUGAUAAGAUGGACAAGGUUGAAUUACCAGCUGUGACUGCAGUUGAUGAAAAACUAACUAUUGACAAACUUGAAAAAGACAAAACGCCCAGUCCUCUCGAUAAGGAAGAAAAGGUUGAAAAGCCAGUCCCAAGUGCUGUUGAUGAAAAACUGACUGAUGUCACACUUGAGAAGGAGAAAACGCCAAGCCCUGUUGAUAAGAUGGACAAGGUUGAAUUACCAGCUGUGACUGCAGUUGAUGAAAAACUAACUAUUGACAAACUUGAAAAAGACAAAACGCCCAGUCCUCUCGAUAAGGAAGAAAAGGUUGAAAAGCCAGUUCCAAGUGCUGUUGAUGAAAAACCAUCUGUUGACACACUUGAGAAAGAGAAAACGCCAAGCCCUGUUGAUAAGAUGGACAAGGUUGAAUUACCAGUUUCAACUGCAGUAGAUGAAAAACAAAUUAUUGACAAACUUGAAAAAGACAAAACACCAAGUCCUCUCGAUAAGGAAGAAAAGGUUGAAAAGCCAGUGCCAAGUGCUGUUGAUGAAAAACUGACUAUUGUCACACUUGAGAAGGAGAAAACGCCAAGCCCUGUUGAUAAGAUGGACAAGGUUGAAUUACCAGUUUCAACUGCAGUAGAUGAAAAACAAAUUAUUGACAAACUUGAAAAAGAUAAAACACCAAGUCCUCUCGAUAAGGAAGAAAAGGUUGAAAAGCCAGUUCGAAGUGCUGUUGAUGAAAUACCAUCUGUUGACACACUUGAGAAAGAGAAAACACCAAGCCCUGUCGAUAAGAUGGACAAGGUUGAAUUACCAGCUGUGACUGCAGUUGAUGAAAAACUAACUAUUGACAAACUUGAAAAAGACAAAACGCCGAGUCCUCUCGAUAAGGAAGAAAAGGUUGAAAAGCCAGUUCCAAGUGCUGUUGAUGAAAAACCAUCUGUUGACACACUUGAGAAAGAGAAAACACCAAGCCCUGUCGAUAAGAUGGACAAGGUUGAAUUACCAGUUUCAACUGCAGUAGAUGAAAAACAAAUUAUUGACAAACUUGAAAAAGAUAAAACACCAAGUCCUCUCGAUAAGGAAGAAAAGGUUGAAAAGCCAGUCCCAAGUGCUGUUGAUGAAAAACUGACUGAUGUCACACUUGAGAAGGAGAAAACGCCAAGCCCUGUUGAUAAGAUGGACAAGGUUGAAUUACCAGUUUCAACUGCAGUAGAUGAAAAACAAAUUAUUGACAAACUUGAAAAAGACAAAACACCAAGUCCUCUCGAUAAGGAAGAAAAGGUUGAAAAGCCAGUGCCAAGUGCUGUUGAUGAAAAACUGACUAUUGUCACACUUGAGAAGGAGAAAACGCCAAGCCCUGUUGAUAAGAUGGACAAGGUUGAAUUACCAGUUUCAACUGCAGUAGAUGAAAAACAAAUUAUUGACAAACUUGAAAAAGAUAAAACACCAAGUCCUCUCGAUAAGGAAGAAAAGGUUGAAAAGCCAGUCCCAAGUGCUGUUGAUGAAAAACUGACUGAUGUCACACUUGAGAAGGAGAAAACGCCAAGCCCUGUUGAUAAGAUGGACAAGGUUGAAUUACCAGCUGUGACUGCAGUUGAUGAAAAACUAACUAUUGACAAACUUGAAAAAGACAAAACGCCGAGUCCUCUCGAUAAGGAAGAAAAGGUUGAAAAGCCAGUUCCAAGUGCUGUUGAUGAAAAACCAUCUGUUGACACACUUGAGAGAGAGAAAACACCAAGCCCUGUUGAUAAGAUGGACAAGGUUGAAUUACCAGCUGUGACUGCAGUUGAUGGAAAAUUAACUAUUGACAAACUUGAAAAAGACAAAACGCCCAGUCCUCUCGAUAAGGAAGAAAAGGUUGAAAAGCCAGUUCCAAGUGAUGUUGAUGAAAAACCAUUUGUUGACACACUUGAGAAGGAAAAAACACCAGGCCAUGAUGAUAAGAUGGACAAGGUUGAAUUACCAGCUGUGACUGCAGUUGAUGAAAAACAAACUAUUGACAUACUUGAAAAAGACAAAACGCCGAGUCCUCUCGAUAAGGAAGAAAAGGUUGAAAAGCCAGUUCCAAGUGAUGUUGAUGAAAAACCAUCUGUUGACACACUUGAGAAAGAGAAAACACCAAGCCCUGUUGAUAAGAUGGACAAGGUUGAAUUACCAGCUGUGACUGCAGUUGAUGAAAAACUAACUAUUGACAAACUUGAAAAAGACAAAACGCCAAGUCCUCUCGAUAAGGAAGAAAAGGUUGAAAAGCCAGUGCCAAGUGCUGUUGAUGAAAAACAGACUGUUGUCACACUUGAGAAGGAGAAAACGCAAAGCCCUGUUGAUAAGAUGGACAAGGUUGAAUUACCAGUUUCAACUGCAGUAGAUGAAAAACAAAUUAUUGACAAACUUGAAAAAGAUAAAACACCAAGUCCUCUCGAUAAGGAAGAAAAGGUUGAAAAGCCAGUUCGAAGUGCUGUUGAUGAAAUACCAUCUGUUGACACACUUGAGAAAGAGAAAACACCAAGCCCUGUCGAUAAGAUGGACAAGGUUGAAUUACCAGCUGUGACUGCAGUUGAUGAAAAACUAACUAUUGACAAACUUGAAAAAGACAAAACGCCAAGUCCUCUCGAUAAGGAAGAAGAAAAGGUUGAAAAGCCAGUCCCAAGUGUUGUUGAUGAAAAACUGACUGUUGUCACAAUUGAGAAGGAGAAAACGCCAAGCCCUGUUGAUAAGAUGGACAAGAAAGAAAUACCAGCUGAAGAAAAGGUUGAAAAGCCAGUUCGAAGUGCUGUUGAUGAAAUACCAUCUGUUGACACACUUGAGAAAGAGAAAACACCAAGCCCUGUCGAUAAGAUGGACAAGGUUGAAUUACCAGCUGAGAAAGUGCCAAGCCCUGUCGAUAAGAUGGACAAGAAAGAAAUACCAGUUUCAACUGCAGUAGAUGAAAAACAAGUUAUUGGCAAACUUGAAAAAGAAAAAACGCCAAGUCUUUUCGAUAAGGAAGAAAAGAAAGAAAAACCACCAAGCCCUGUUGAUAAGAUGGACAAGAAAGAAAUACCAGUUUCGACUGCAAAAGAGAAAACACCAAGCCCUGUUGAUAAGAUGGACAAGGUUGAAUUACCAGCUGAAGAAAAGGUUGAAAAGCCAGUCCCAAGUGUUGUUGAUGAAAAACUGACUGUUGUCACAAUUGAGAAGGAGAAAACGCCAAGCCCUGUUGAUAAGAUGGACAAGAAAGAAAUACCAGCUAAAGAGAAAACACCAAGCCCUGUUGAUAAGAUGGACAAGAAAGAAAUACCAGCUAAAGAGAAAACACCAAGCCCUGUUGAUAAGAUGGACAAGGUUGAAUUACCAGCUAAAGAGAAAACACCAAGCCCUGUCGAUAAGAUGGACAAGAAAGAAAUACCAGUUUCAACUGCAGAGAAAGUGCCAAGCCCUGUCGAUAAGAUGGACAAGAAAGAAAUACCAAUUUCAACUGCAGUAGAUGAAAAACAAAUUAUUGGCAAACUUGAAAAAGAAAAAACGCCAAGUCCUUUCGAUAAGGAAGAAAAGGAAGAAAAGGUUGAAAAGCCAGUCCCAAGUGUUGUUGAUGAAAAACUGACUGUUGUCACACUUGAGAAGGAGAAAACGCUAAGCCCUGUUGAUAAGAUGGACAAGAAAGAAAUACCAGUUCCAACUGCAGUAGAUGAAAAACAAAUUAUUGACAAACUUGAAAAAGAAAAAACGCCCAGUCAUCUCGAUAAGGAAGAAAAGGAGAAAACGCCAAGCCCUGUUGAUAAGAUGGACAAGAAAGAAAUACCAGUUUCGACUGCAGAAGAAAAGGUUGAAAAGCCAGUUCCAAGUGAUGUUGGUGAAAAACUGACUGUUGACACACUUGAGAAAGAGAAAACACCAAGCCCUGUCGAUAAGAUGGACAAGAAAGAAAUACCAGUUUCAACUGCAAAAGAGAAAACACCAAGCCCUGUUGAUAAGAUGGACAAGAAAGAAAUACCAGCUAAAGAGAAAACACCAAGCCCUGUUGAUAAGAUGGACAAGGUUGAAUUACCAGCUGAAGAAAAGGUAGAAAAGCCAGUGCCAAGUGCUGUUGAUGAAAAACUGACUAUUGUCACACUUGAGAAGGAGAAAACGCCAAGCCCGGUUGAUAAGAUGGACAAGGUUGAAUUACCAGUUUCAACUGCAGAGAAAACGCCAAGCCCUGUUGAUAAGAUGGACAAGAAAGAAAUACCAGUUUCUACUGCAAAAGAGAAAACACCAAGCCCUGUUGAUAAGAUGGACAAGGUUGAAUUACCAGCUUUGAGUGCAGUUGAUGAAAAUCUAACUAUUGACAAACUUGAAAAAGACAAAACGCCGAGUCCUUUCGAUAAGGAAGAAAAGGAGAAAACGCCAAGCCCUGUUGAUAAGAUGGACAAGAAAGAAAUACCAGUUUCGACUGCAAAAGAGAAAACACCAAGCCCUGUUGAUAAGAUGGACAAGGUUGAAUUACCAGCUGAGAAAACGCCAAGCCCUGUUGAUAAGAUGGACAAGGUUGAAUUACCAGCUGAAGAAAAGGUCGAAAAGCCAGUGCCAAGUGCUGUUGAUGAAAAACUGACUAUUGUCACGCUUGAGAAGGAGAAAACGCCAAGCCCUGUUGAUAAGAUGGACAAGGUUGAAUUACCAGUUUCAACUGCAAAAGAGAAAACACCAAGCCCUGUCGAUAAGAUGGACAAGAAAGAAAUACCAGUUUCAACUGCAGAAGAAAAGUUUGAAAAGCCAGUGCCAAGUGCUGUUGAUGAAAAACUGACUAUUGUCACACUUGAGAAAGAGAAAACCCCAAGCCCUGUUGAUAAGAUGGACAAGGUUGAAUUACCAGCUGUUACUGCAAAAGAGAAAACACCAAGCCCUGUUGAUAAGAUGGACAAGGUUGAAUUACCAGCUCCUCUCGAUAAGGAGAAAAAGGUUGAAAAGCCAGUCCCAAGUGCUGUUGAUGAAAAACUGACUGUUGUGACACUUGAGAAGGAGAAAACGCCAAGCCCUGUUGAUAAGAUGGACAAGGUUGAAUUACCAGCCGUGACUGCAGUUGAUGAAAAAAUAACUAUUGACAAACUUGAAAAAGACAAAACACCAAGUCCUCUCGAUAAGGAAGAAAAGGUCGAAAAGCCAGUGCCAAGUGCUGUUGAUGAAAAACUGACUAUUGUCACGCUUGAGAAGGAGAAAACGCCAAGCCCUGUUGAUAAGAUGGACAAGGUUGAAUUACCAGUUUCAACUGCAGUAGAUGAAAAACAAAUUAUUGACAAACUUGAAAAAGACAAAACACCAAGUCCUCUCGAUAAGGAAGAAAAGGUUGAAAAGCCAGUUCCAAGUGAUGUUGAUGAAAAACCAUCUGUUGACACACUUGAGAAAGAGAAAACACCAAGCCCUGUUGAUAAGAUGGACAAGGUUGAAUUACCAGCUGUGACUGCAGUUGAUGAAAAACUAACUAUUGACAAACUUGAAAAAGACAAAACGCCGAGUCCUUUCGAUAAGGAAGAAAAGGUUGAAAAGCCAGUUCCAAGUGCUGUUGAUGAAAAAUCAUAUGUUGACACACUUGAGAAAGAGAAAACGCCAAGCCCUGUUGAUAAGAUGGACAAGAAAGAAAUACCAGUUUCGACUGCAGUAGAUGAAAAACAAAUUAUUGACAAACUUGAAAAAGACAAAACACCAAGUCCUCUCGAUAAGGAAGAAAAGGUUGAAAAGCCAGUUCCAAGUGCUGUUGAUGAAAAAUCAUAUGUUGACACACUUGAGAAAGAGAAAACGCCAAGCCCUGUUGAUAAGAUGGACAAGAAAGAAAUACCAGUUUCGACUGCAGUAGAUGAAAAACAAAUUAUUGACAAACUUGAAAAAGACAAAGAGAAAACACCAAGCCCUGUUGAUAAGAUGGACAAGGUUGAAUUACCAGCUGUUACUGCAGUUGAUGAAAAACAAAUUAUUGACAAACUUGAAAAAAACAAAACACCAAGUCCUCUUGAUAAGGAAGAAAAGAAAGAGAAAACACCAAGCCCUGUUGAUAAGAUGGACAAGGUUGAAUUACCAGCUGUGACUUCAGUUGAUGAAAAGCUAACUAUUGACAAACUUGAAGAAGACAAAACGCCGAGUCCUCUCGAUAAGGAAGAAAAGGAGAAAACGCCAAGCCCUGUUGAUAAGAUGGACAAGAAAGAAAUACCAGUUUCUACUGCAAAAACACCAAGUCCUCUCGAUAAGGAAGAAAAGGUUGAAAAGCCAGUGCCAAGUGCUGUUGAUGAAAAACUGACUAUUGUCACACUUGAGAAAGAGAAAACACCAAGCCCUGUUGAUAAGAUGGACAAGGUUGAAUUACCAGCUGUUACUGCAGUAGAUGAAAAACAAAUUAUUGACAAACUUGAAAAAGACAAAACACCAAGUCCUCUCGAUAAGGAAGAAAAGAUUGAAAAGCCAGUUCCAAGUGAUGUUGAUGAAAAACCAUCUGUUGACACACUUGAGAAAGAGAAAACACCAAGCCCUGUUGAUAAGAUGGACAAGGUUGAAUUACCAGCUGUGACUGCAGUUGAUGAAAAACUAACUAUUGACAAAAUUGAAAAAGACAAAACAAAAGAGAAAACACCAAGCCCUGUUGAUAGGAUGGACAAGGUUGAAUUACCAGCUGUUACUGCAGAAGAAAAAGUCGAAAAGCCAGUGCCAAGUGCUGUUGAUGAAAAACUGAUUAUUGUCGCACUUGAGAAGGAGAAAACGCCAAGCCCUGUUGAUAAGAUGGACAAGGUUGAAUUACCAGUUUCAACUGCAGAAGAAAAGGUUGAAAAGCCAGUUCCAAGUGCUGUUGAUGAAAAAUCAUAUGUUGACACACUUGAGAAAGAGAAAACGCCAAGCCCUGUUGAUAAGAUGGACAAGAAAGAAAUACCAGUUUCGACUGCAGAAGAAAAGGUUGAAAAGCCAGUUCCAAGUGCUGUUGAUGAAAAAUCAUAUGUUGACACACUUGAGAAAGAGAAAACGCCAAGCCCUGUUGAUAAGAUGGACAAGAAAGAAAUACCAGUUUCGACUGCAAAAGAGAAAACACCAAGCCCUGUUGAUAAGAUGGACAAGGUUGAAUUACCAGCUGUUACUGCAGUUGAUGAAAAACAAAUUAUUGACAAACUUGAAAAAAACAAAACACCAAGUCCUCUUGAUAAGGAAGAAAAGAAAGAGAAAACACCAAGCCCUGUUGAUAAGAUGGACAAGGUUGAAUUACCAGCUGUGACUUCAGUUGAUGAAAAGCUAACUAUUGACAAACUUGAAGAAGACAAAACGCCGAGUCCUCUCGAUAAGGAAGAAAAGGAGAAAACGCCAAGCCCUGUUGAUAAGAUGGACAAGAAAGAAAUACCAGUUUCUACUGCAAAAGAGAAAACACCAAGCCCUGUUGAUAAGAUGGACAAGGUUGAAUUACCAGCUGUUACUGCAAAAGAGAAAACACCAAGCCCUGUUGAUAGGAUGGACAAGGUUGAAUUACCAGCUGUUACUGCAGUAGAUGAAAAAAUAACUAUUGACAAACUUGAAAAAGACAAAACACCAAGUCCUCUCGAUAAGGAAGAAAAAGUCGAAAAGCCAGUGCCAAGUGCUGUUGAUGAAAAACUGACUAUUGUCGCACUUGAGAAGGAGAAAACGCCAAGCCCUGUUGAUAAGAUGGACAAGGUUGAAUUACCAGUUUCAACUGCAGUAGAUGAAAAACAAAUUAUUGACAAACUUGAAAAAGACAAAACACCAAGUCCUCUCGAUAAGGAAGAAAAGGUUGAAAAGCCAGUUCCAAGUGAUGUUGAUGAAAAACCAUCUGUUGACACACUUGAGAAAGAGAAAACACCAAGCCCUGUCGAUAAGAUGGACAAGAAAGAAAUACCAGUUUCAACUGCAGUAGAUGAAAAACAAAUUAUUGACAAACUUGAAAAAGACAAAACACCAAGUCCUCUCGAUAAGGAAGAAAAGUUUGAAAAGCCAGUGCCAAGUGCUGUUGAUGAAAAACUGACUAUUGUCACACUUGAGAAAGAGAAAACCCCAAGCCCUGUUGAUAAGAUGGACAAGGUUGAAUUACCAGCUGUUACUGCAGUAGAUGAAAAACAAAUUAUUGACAAACUUGAAAAAGACAAAACACCAAGUCCUCUCGAUAAGGAAGAAAAGAUUGAAAAGCCAGUUCCAAGUGAUGUUGAUGAAAAACCAUCUGUUGACACACUUGAGAAAGAGAAAACACCAAGCCCUGUUGAUAAGAUGGACAAGGUUGAAUUACCAGCUGUUACUGCAGUAGAUGAAAAACAAAUUAUUGACAAACUUGAAAAAGACAAAACACCAAGUCCUCUCGAUAAGGAAGAAAAGGUUGAAAAGCCAGUUCCAAGUGAUGUUGAUGAAAAACCAUCUGUUGACACACUUGAGAAAGAGAAAACACCAAGCCCUGUUGAUAAGAUGGACAAGGUUGAAUUACCAGCUGUGACUGCAGUUGAUGAAAAACUAACUAUUGACAAACUUGAAAAAGACAAAACGCCGAGUCCUUUCGAUAAGGAAGAAAAGGUUGAAAAGCCAGUUCCAAGUGCUGUUGAUGAAAAACCAUCUGUUGACACACUUGAGAAGGAGAAAACGCCAAGCCCUGUUGAUAAGAUGGACAAGAAAGAAAUACCAGUUUCUACUGCAGUAGAUGAAAAACAAAUUAUUGACAAACUUGAAAAAGACAAAACACCAAGUCCUCUCGAUAAGGAAGAAAAGUUUGAAAAGCCAGUGCCAAGUGCUGUUGAUGAAAAACUGACUAUUGUCACACUUGAGAAAGAGAAAACCCCAAGCCCUGUUGAUAAGAUGGACAAGGUUGAAUUACCAGCUGUUACUGCAGUAGAUGAAAAACAAAUUAUUGACAAACUUGAAAAAGACAAAACACCAAGUCCUCUCGAUAAGGAAGAAAAGAUUGAAAAGCCAGUUCCAAGUGAUGUUGAUGAAAAACCAUCUGUUGACACACUUGAGAAAGAGAAAACACCAAGCCCUGUUGAUAAGAUGGACAAGGUUGAAUUACCAGCUGUUACUGCAGUAGAUGAAAAACAAAUUAUUGACAAACUUGAAAAAGACAAAACACCAAGUCCUCUCGAUAAGGAAGAAAAGGUUGAAAAGCCAGUUCCAAGUGAUGUUGAUGAAAAACCAUCUGUUGACACACUUGAGAAAGAGAAAACACCAAGCCCUGUUGAUAAGAUGGACAAGGUUGAAUUACCAGCUGUGACUGCAGUUGAUGAAAAACUAACUAUUGACAAACUUGAAAAAGACAAAACGCCGAGUCCUUUCGAUAAGGAAGAAAAGGUUGAAAAGCCAGUUCCAAGUGCUGUUGAUGAAAAACCAUCUGUUGACACACUUGAGAAGGAGAAAACGCCAAGCCCUGUUGAUAAGAUGGACAAGAAAGAAAUACCAGUUUCUACUGCAGUAGAUGAAAAACAAAUUAUUGACAAACUUGAAAAAGACAAAACACCAAGUCCUCUCGAUAAGGAAGAAAAGGUUGAAAAGCCAGUGCCAAGUGCUGUUGAUGAAAAACUGACUAUUGUCACACUUGAGAAAGAGAAAACACCAAGCCCUGUUGAUAAGAUGGACAAGGUUGAAUUACCAGCUGUUACUGCAGUAGAUGAAAAACAAAUUAUUGACAAACUUGAAAAAGACAAAACACCAAGUCCUCUCGAUAAGGAAGAAAAGAUUGAAAAGCCAGUUCCAAGUGAUGUUGAUGAAAAACCAUCUGUUGACACACUUGAGAAAGAGAAAACACCAAGCCCUGUUGAUAAGAUGGACAAGGUUGAAUUACCAGCUGUGACUUCAGUUGAUGAAAAGCUAACUAUUGACAAACUUGAAGAAGACAAAACGCCGAGUCCUCUCGAUAAGGAAGAAAAGGUUGAAAAGCCAGUUCCAAGUGCUGUUGAUGAAAAACCAUCUGUUGACACACUUGAGAAGGAGAAAACGCCAAGCCCUGUUGAUAAGAUGGACAAGAAAGAAAUACCAGUUUCUACUGCAGUAGAUGAAAAACAAAUUAUUGACAAACUUGAAAAAGACAAAACACCAAGUCCUCUCGAUAAGGAAGAAAAGGUUGAAAAGCCAGUGCCAAGUGCUGUUGAUGAAAAACUGACUAUUGUCACACUUGAGAAAGAGAAAACACCAAGCCCUGUUGAUAAGAUGGACAAGGUUGAAUUACCAGCUGUUACUGCAGUAGAUGAAAAACAAAUUAUUGACAAACUUGAAAAAGACAAAACACCAAGUCCUCUCGAUAAGGAAGAAAAGAUUGAAAAGCCAGUUCCAAGUGAUGUUGAUGAAAAACCAUCUGUUGACACACUUGAGAAAGAGAAAACACCAAGCCCUGUUGAUAAGAUGGACAAGGUUGAAUUACCAGCUGUGACUGCAGUUGAUGAAAAACUAACUAUUGACAAACUUGAAAAAGACAAAACACCAAGUCCUCUCGAUAAGGAAGAAAAGGUUGAAAAGCCAGUUCCAAGUGAUGUUGAUGAAAAACCAUCUGUUGACACACUUGAGAAAGAGAAAACACCAAGCCCUGUUGAUAAGAUGGACAAGGUUGAAUUACCAGCUGUUACUGCAGUAGAUGAAAAACAAAUUAUUGACAAACUUGAAAAAGACAAAACACCAAGUCCUCUCGAUAAGGAAGAAAAGGUUGAAAAGCCAGUUCCAAGUGAUGUUGAUGAAAAACCAUCUGUUGACACACUUGAGAAAGAGAAAACACCAAGCCCUGUUGAUAAGAUGGACAAGGUUGAAUUACCAGCUGUGACUGCAUUUGAUGAAAAACUAACUAUUGACAAACUUGAAAAAGACAAAGAGAAAACGCCAAGCCCUGUUGAUAAGAUGGACAAGGUUGAAUUACCAGCUAAAGAGAAAACACCAAGCCCUGUUGAUAAGAUGGACAAGGUUGAAUUACCAGCUAAAGAGAAAACGCCAAGCCCUGUUGAUAAGAUGGACAAGAAAGAAAUACCAGUUUCGACUGCAAAAGAGAAAACACCAAGCCCUGUUGAUAAGAUGGACAAGGUUGAAUUACCAGCUAAAGAGAAAACACCAAGCCCUGUUGUUAAGAUGGACAAGGUUGAAUUACCAGCUGUUACUGCAAAAGAGAAAACACCAAGCCCUGUUGAUAAGAUGGACAAGGUUGAAUUACCAGCUAAAGAGAAAACACCAAGCCCUGUCGAUAAGAUGGACAAGAAAGAAAUACCAGUUUCAACUGCAAUGGACAAGAAAGAAAUACCAAUUUCAACUGCAGUAGAUGAAAAACAAAUUAUUGACAAACUUGAAAAAGACAAAACACCAAGUCCUCUCGAUAAGGAAGAAAAGGUUGAAAAGCCAGUGCCAAGUGCUGUUGAUGAAAAACUGACUGUUGACACACUUGAGAAAGAGAAAACACCAAGCCCUGUUGAUAAGAUGGACAAGGUUGAAUUACCAGCUGUUACUGCAGUAGAUGAAAAACAAAUUAUUGACAAACUUGAAAAAGACAAAACACCAAGUCCUCUCGAUAAGGAAGAAAAGGUUGAAAAGCCAGUUCCAAGUGAUGUUGAUGAAAAACCAUUUGUUGACACACUUGAGAAAGAGACAACGCCAAGCCCUGUUGAUAAGAUGGACAAGGUUGAAUUACCAGCUGUGACUGCAGUAGAUGAAAAACUAACUAUUGUCAAACUUGAAAAAGACAAAACGCCAAGUCCUCUCGAUAAGGAAGAAAAGGUUGAAAAGCCAGUCCCAAGUGCUGUUGAUGAAAAACCAUCUGUUGAGACACUUGUGAAAGAGAAAACACCAAGCCCUGUUGAUGAGAUGGACAAGGUUGAAUUACCAGCUGUGACUGCAGUUGAUGAAAAACUAACUAUUGUCAAACUUGAAAAAGACAAAACGCCAAGUCCUCUCGAUAAGAAAGAGAAAACACCAAGCCCUGUCGAUAAGAUGGACAAGAAAGAAAUACCAGUUUCAACUGCAGAAGAAAAGGUUGAAAAGCCAGUGCCAAGUUCUGUUGAUGAAAAACUGACUGUUGACACACUUGAAAAAGACAAAAUGGCAAGUCCUCUCGAUAAGGAAGAAAAGGUUGAAAAACCAGUUCCGACUUCAGUAGAUGACAAAGAAACUAUUGACAAACUUGAUAAGGAGAAAACGCCAAGCCCUGUUGAUAGGAUGGACAAGGUUGAAUUACCAGUUCCAAGUUCUGUUGAUGAAAAACGGACUUUUGACACACUUAAGAAAGAGAAAACGGCAAGCUAUGUUGCUGAAAUGGACAAGGUUGAAACCCCAGUUCCGGCUUCAGUUGAUAAAAAACUAACUAUUGACGAACUUGUUAAGGACAAAACGCCAAGUCCUCUCGGUGAAGAAGAAAUGGUUGAAAAGCCAGUUUCAGCCAUACUUAAAAAAGAAGAAACGCCUAAGCCAGUUGACACAAAGGUGAUGGAUGAAAAACGACUUCUAGGUGCUGUUGAUGUAAAGACGACCAUUGAUAAAGAUGUUAAAGACAUAACGCCCUGCCAUUUCGAUCAGGUUGACAAAACUGAAAAACCCAUACAUACUGCUUUAGAUGAAAAAGUGUCCAUUGGUAAACUUGAAAAAGAUAAAACGCCUUCUUCUGUUGAUGUUUCAAAACAAAAUCUUACUUUUGCACCAAAAGACGAAAACAUUACAGAGCCUACAGAAAAGUCUCACCAAAUAGUAGAAACUAAAGAAAGUUUAUUACCAUUUAAAGAGCAGACUGAGAAGAUUAUGGAAGAUAAAACCUUGCCUUUCAACGCCGCGGAGAAGGUUGAAAAAACAGUUGAUAAUGCUUUAAUGCCUGCUUACGUUAAUGGCCACUUCCAGUCACCAAAAUUAGGUUCGAAGGAGGAGACCGAAGACAUAUUUAUUUUAGAAAGUUUGGACUGUUUGAGCCCAGAACUCAAAACUUCAUCCACAAAAGAUGAAAUUUCACCCGAGAAUCUUAUCAUUAAAUCGAAAUUCGCUAAGCAGAUUAAAGAGUCUGAAGAAAUGAUUACUAAAGAAAGAAGUUUCUAUACAGAAUAUGACAUUGGAAUCCAAAGUAUCAAACAAAGGGAUGACAAAUUAAGUUCUUUGUCUACAAUUGACAGUGGAAUUAUUGAUAAGGACAGUUUUACCCAUACCUUAAAACACGGCGUUAGUUCCGAGGAUAUUUCAAAAGAAGUCAGUAUUGAAGAAAAAUACAGCUUUGAAAGUUCAGAAAAAUCCGAUAAAAAGCAGUUAUUAGACCGAUCAAUGAAGACCAGUGGCUAUAAAGUAAUUACUAGUGAAUUUAGUAGCUAUAGUGAUUCAUAUCAAUCUACAAGUAGUCAACACACAAGUUUUGUCGAUAGCACUCAAGAGGAGCCACUGUCAGACGUAAAUAUUGAAAUAUCUCAAAUAGAUCGCGAACAGUUAAAUAUCGAUUCUAAAGAGCAUGGUACUGAUACCUUCGAACAGGUAAAAGAUAAAUCAAUUAAUGAAAUAGCAAAACAACCUGCUGAUUCGCAGCUUGUUAAAACCAUACAAGCAGCAUUUGAAGACGAAGGCAUACAACAAGGAAUUAAAACAGAAGAAAUUGAAUACAUAAGUUCAAAAGUUGAUAGAGUUUCAACUCCACCUACCGUACCAGUUAGUCCCCUACCCAAAAUACCUUUACAGGACCUAAAACUGGCCGAUGGUGUUCAAAGCGAAGUAAAAUAUGACAAAUUACAGGGGGCUGAAGAAACCAUAACCAAAAUUGUUCAUGUAGGCGAAGAUGUUUUAACACAAAAAAUAUCAACAUCAACUGAAAAAGUACCGAAACCAUUGAAAAGCGAUAAAGAGGAUGAAGAUACUUUAUCUUUAAUGCAAACCAUGGGAAAAAUAAAAACAGAAACUGACACUGUAACCAAAAUAAUUAAGGAUGGUGAAAAUGUCGUAACGCAAACUAUUACUACCGUAACAACUAAAGAGAUUAUUUCUAGAGAAGAUGGCACACCACAAAACGUUAAAACUACUAUUGAGACUACUACUCUAAGUAAAAGUUCAGAUGGAUCAAUAACGACUACCACAGAUACUCAAACAUUACUUUCAGAAUGUUCUUCUAGUCUCCGAUCGACUUCACAGAUGGAUUUGUACGACAAAGAGAAAAAAUUAGACAAGUUAUAUAUUGAGCAUGGUGAUGAAAAAUCUGAGUCAGAAUAUAGCUAUCAGACACAAGAAAGCUAUAGUGAAAAAGGGUGGUCAGAAAAAGACAAAUCACAUUUUAUCAAAGAAGAUGAAGAGACUGAUAGUAGCAUAGAAGCUGUAGUUAUAGAUACUGAUGUUAGCAAGAAAAUUAUUAAGGAAAAUAACUUAGAUAUCAUAGAAAAUAUUACUACAACUACAAAGAAAGAAACCAUACGAAUGGAUGAUAACAGAAAAUUAAUUAAAACCACAGUGGAAACAAAUACAACUAAAGAAUAUCCAGAUGGUUCUAAAGAUGUGCAUAAAAAUGUUGAAGUGAAAACAGAAGAGGUAACUGUCGAUUCAAGUUCUAAUUUGGAUAAAUUGCUUAGUGGUUAUUCACUGUUAGAAGAACCCGAGGAAAAUAUUUCUACUAAAACGGAAACAAUCACAUGUGAGGGUAUUUCUAUAAAGCGAACAAUUACAACAAGUACAAUAAAAUCAAAAUAUGUUGACAAUGAAAGUAUUCCAAGAAAACUAAAGACAGUUACAACAGUUACAACAACAGAUGAAUAUCCCGAUGGAUCCACGCAAUCAAAGAUCGAAACUAGCACAUCUCUAUCAGAUAUAGAGAUGGAGGAUGUUGAGGAAAACUUAGAUCUCUCAGAAUAUACGAUAGAAGAAGAUAUGAAUGUUGAUGUGCAACGACAAGAAAAGGAGGUAAUUCUUAAUGGUAAAAAUGUUUUGCAAAUUAUAACAACAACCACCACGAAAAAAGUCUUAACUACGCGAGAUAAAGCAAAGAAAAAAAUAAAGACUAUUGUUGAGACCGUUACUGAAUCUCUUCUACCAGACGGAAUAACUGAAGUUACAAAAGAUGUAAAUAUAUCUAUUUCGGAUUACAACACUCAACCAGUAGAUGAUAUUUCGGAAGAGUUUGAAGAAGUUGGAGAACCUAACGAAGAGACAAAAACUGAAAAACAAACAAUAACCGACUCAGGUGAAACAGUAAAUAGGACAGUUACUGUUAUAACGACUAUUCAAAAUUAUAUCAAUAUUUCUAAAACCCUUAAAAGAAUAAAAACAACUGUAAAAACUAUUACAGAAGAUGAGUAUCCAGAUGGUUCGGUGAUUACUAAAACAAGUGAAAAAGUUUCGAUAUUAGAUGAAAAUUUGGAAAUCAACGGCAUUAAUUUAGAAGAAAACGAACUAAAAGAUAGUUUACAAAGCACUAAGGUUGACGAAAUACUGAAAGACCUCAAACCACUAGGUGAACCCGAAGAAACAGAAACUCUGGAGAGGGAGGAUAUAACAGAAAAUGAUUUAACAAUAAAACGAACGAUAUGUACAAAAAUUAUUAAAAGUUGCUAUGCAAAUGAUCAGGGCAUUAUGUUAAUACAAAAAGUAGUAAAAACCGUUACAACAACAGACGUGUUUCCAGACGGCUCUUCACGGACUUCGGUAGAUACAACUACAUCCAUAUCGGAAAUUGAUUCAAAUGAAAAAAUGCAGACUGAUGUACCUUUACAAGAAACAAAGGAUGUUAAAAUAGAAAAAAGAACAAACGUGAUUAUUAAAGAUGGGGUACAAAUUAAACAAGUCAUCACAACAACUACUACGAAAGAAUUAAUAACAGAUGAAGAUUUAAACAAAAAAAUUAAAACAACCGUUGAAACAGUCACUGAGUCCACGUCACCAAACGGCGCUGUUGAGGUAAUUAAAGAUGUUAGAGUGUCUAUAACGGAUUACGAAGAAGAUACACUUGAAGAAACAUUAAAGGAAUUUAUUGAAAUAGGCAAACCUGUAAUCACACAAAGUUCCGAUUUGCAAGAUAUUAAACAAAAUGGUAUCACUAUAUCUAGAAAAACAACAAUAACAACGACAAAGCAAGAAUAUGAAAGAACUGCAACAAGAACAAGAAAAGUUAAAAUAAUUGUCGAAACUGUUAUAGAAGACGAAUAUCCGGAUGGAACAGUUAUAACAAAAAGAAGUGAGAAAAUAUCAAUUGCUGAUGUUUUACCAACAAUGUCAACUGAAUCACUGGAAGAUGAGGAUGCUCCAGAAUCGCAAAUUAAUGAUACAGAAAUAGUAGAGGAUACUAAUGAAGAAUUGGAUAUUAAGAAAGAAACUUUCCUAAAAGGCUCGAUAACAGUUAAACGGACUAUUACCACCAAAACAAAACGAGAAACUUUGGCUAGUGACGACCAAAAUAUUAAACGUGUACGAACUACGGUUGAAACAACUACCGUUGAUGAAUAUCCCGAUGGUUCAGUCGAAACAACAAAAGAUGUUAAAAUUACUAUAUCCGAAUAUCAAAAAACGACUGACAGCGACCUACAGGCCGCUCUUAGAGGUUUAACUCCCACGGGAAAAAUCAAAACGUCAGUUGACAAACAAUCGAACCGUAUUCAAACAGAAAGCAACGAAAGUAUAACACAAAAUAUAACAACCUACACUACAAAAGAAGAAUUUAAGAAUAACGAAACAAGCGAUAUCGCUGUGAAAACUGUAACUGAAACGGUUACUGAAAACGUUCAUAAUGAUGGUACAAUUGAAACAACAAAAGAUGUUAGAACUCAAAUCACAUAUCUGCCACCCGGCACAACUCUAGAUGAUUGGUCACCGGAGGAUUUAGAAAAAAUUACUAGCACACAACCGACAAAAGUAGAAGAUAAACCUAAAAUCGAUGACUUAAUCCUUGAAAAUAAAGAUGGAAAGAACGUCGUGGAAAAGCCAAAAAAACAACGUUCCCCCGUAGGAGAAAUAACGACGGAUACUGAAACUUUUACUAAAAUUAUAAAAGAAGGUGACAACGAAAUAACUCAGAACAUCACUGUCGUAACAACAAAGGAAGUUAUCACACCUGAAAAAAUUAAGAUCACUGUUGAAACAACUACUGUUAGUAAAGGAAAUGAUGGCAUAGUCAAAACUACAAAGUCAACUAAAACAACUAUAUCCGAAAUUAAAGAAGAGUAUGAAGAAAUUAUUGAUACGGGCGGGAGUGAAAAAUCUUUUUCUAAACUUUCAUCAAAAACAGGUGACAUGCGUAGUUCCUCCGCUGCCAGCGAUGACCUAGACCACCCAGGGAUUUCGACACCACCCUCAGAUAUAAGUUCUAGAGGAUCCAGGGCAGCUACUCAUGUAUGGGGUACCGAAAGCAGUGGCAUGUACUAUAGUGACGACGAUGGCCAAAUGAGUCCUAGUAGUACAAAAUCUCAAAUCGCACACUCACCGCGAUCAAACGUAAGCUUUGAACUAGAUCCAAAGUUAUCACAGCUAUCGGAGACUCGCCAAGAUUUGCUAGAGGAAAAAUCAGAAUUUGAGUUCAUGAAAUAUAGAGAUCCGUCGCCUUCCGUGCAUUUAAGUCAUAUUGGUGAUACUGAUUCCUGUACUUCCUCCACGCAUUCCGAAAUUAAGUCUGAAGUUCAAGUUACUGGUAGAAUGAGCAAAACGUCAGAGCAAAAGUUAGAUGACGAAAAACAAUCAUUUAAGUCUGAUAUCACAUUCCUUAAAGAAGCCGAUGAACAUUUCGAAAAAGCAAUAGAAGAACAUAAAAAAGUAAGCGGAUCUGAUGUAAUUUCAAGUAUCACAGCUAAAUACGAAUUGGGCGAACAAACACAUUCAAGCGCGAGUCAACUGUCAACAAAAGAAGAAAGUACAAUUACGUUAAAGGACCUUAAGUCUGAAUCAAAGAAAUCGUCCGAAACGAGUUCUUUUAGUGCCACGAGACAGGAAGCAAAAUCAAAAACUCAAAGUAAAACCGUAGAAAAAGAUCCUAUCGAAUCUUGGGGGAAGCCUUUAGGACUACCUAGUCCCAUUUUACCACCCACAUCACAAGGGGAUGGCAAAAACACCCCGAAAAAGCAAGGUCCCAGUUCAAACGUUCAAAUCAAGAACAAGUUGAACCAAGAGAAAAGUAAAGAUAUGAAAAAUAGAGCAUCAGAGUCUCCCAGCAAAAAGAAAUCCCCGAGCCCGGUUUACAUGGAGCUUACGUAUGUGCCUCACCACGGCAACUCCUACUACUCUGCGGUUGAAUUCUUUAAGCGCGUCAGAGCUCGUUACUAUGUGUUCUCAGGCACCGAGCCUUCGAAAGAAAUUUACAAUGCACUUCUCGACGCUAAAAAGACUUGGGAAGAUAAAGAUUUAGAAGUGACGAUCAUUCCUACAUACGACACGGACGUGCUGGGCUACUGGGUUACGGAGAACGAGGAGGCGUUGGAGAAAUACAAGAUCGACCUGUCGCCGUCGGCCUCGCGCUGCACCAUCAACUUGCAGGACCACGAGACCUCCUGCGCCGCCUACAGACUAGAGUUCUAGAUUUCGGGAAUAUUUGUAGCGUUCUCAACGAACAAGUGAGCCGUCGAUGUUCGCAUUCUUUUGAAUGAUGGAACCAAAGAGUAAUUAAUUGUCGUAGGAAAUAAAAGGACUGUGAUAUAAAUAGGCAUUCAAAAGAAUUCGCACUGAUCGAUUCGUGCCGCUCGUUCGCAUGAGAUCGCUUACAAAUAAAUGUAAUAGAUUUUGUGAUAUUGUAAUGCAAACGACAGACUGUUACGAAGUUUGAUAAAUUAAGAGUAAGAACAUUAACUUUUGUGCGAGCUGCGAGCCUCUAGCUACUAGCUAUGAGGUGCAACGACCACGGACAAGCGAAUCCUAAACGGCCAAGUCCUCCCCAACAAUAUAUCAAUAACCAAAUAUUCGACCUAAGAACAGAGACGUCCAUUUUUUUCUAAAGAUACCGUUGUCUAAUAACGUCAUAAAUAUUAACAUGCCAUUUAAAAUAUAUUUCUGAGUAUUUUUUAAAUUCGGUCUUUUACAAUCUGUAGAGCUUUUAUACAUGAUAUUUAGCGUAACCAGUCCAUUUUGUUUAGCCAAAACACCGCUUAUGUAAAUGUCUAAAUUUUUGAAAAUUAUUUUGCUAAAGCAUAAAUUCUACUUAGAGAAUAUUGUACAAAAAGUAUUUAAUAUACGAUUGUUUUUUAAUUGAGCGCUUUUUGAAAAGGACGUAAACGAUUCGUGCGGCUCCUGCGAGCUGCGACGCCCGAUAGGGGGCACCACCAUCAACUAUUAAACAACUUUUCUACAAUUAAAAUUUUAAAUAAAUGUAUGUCUUAUAAAGACGUAUUUAAAUAUGUCGUUGGUCGAUGUCGACUCACUCUUUAUAUUAAUGUUUCUUAGAACCAAGAUAACUGUUAAACAAAUCUAGAAUGGCAAAGAUAACUUCCUGAUAUUGAAUUAAGUACAGUUAGGUUAAAUGAUUACGAGGUGAGAAUCGUUUCCCAGUUACUUUACAAUCCGAGCUUCCCUGCCAUUUUUGUAGAUAUAUAGAUAGCGAGCGGCCGUCGCGUCCGAGCAUAAAAGUAGUGACUGACCCCGGCAGCGGGUGCUUGGGACAGGUCCCACUGGGAACAGCCUGCACUCCCAGCAUGGGACCUUUUCCCACCACGCGCGGCUGCGGGCGGACGCCACAGCCCUCGCCCCGCACAGAAGUCAUCUGUGUCCUUCUAGACUUACGAAGAGCCUAAAUCGAUAGAGAGCUUAAUCCAUAUAAAAAUGUUUUAUUAGAACUAUUUAUUAUUACCAAAUGAACAAUCUAUUUACCUUUGUUUUAGUUGAGGUCUGCUUGUUGCCUAUCGUGCCGAGAUAGUCGCGGAGGAUGAUAUUUAUACUAGUCUCGGCGUGCGAUCUGUCGAUGGUUAUUGAAUCUCUGUUGUUACUUUUAUGUUGGUCGCGUGGAUAUUUCGCUCCGUUAACGCGUUGUUUAUAAAUUUCUAGUCGUUUCGACGUAUACUGAUGUACUGAUAUUAUUUCGUUCCUAUAUCCGAUUACGGUGUGACUUUCUUUAACCUUUUUCAAAGGAAUUAUAAAAUAAAAUUUGCUGUUUUAAUGAAAUGAUAUUAUCGAUUAAAUAUUUUCCUCCAAUGUUUGAGUUAGAGUGAGAUGAGUGAGUGAUUUCAUCGCCAGGUAGUCUAGUGCGCGUCGCCCAGAGUCGCCGCGCCGGCUAUUCAGUUCUACUCCAAGUCAAGUUGAGGUUAUAAGUCAAUUAAUUUUAAGUCAUCCAUAACAUAAAGCGGACAUGCCGCCAUCCUCGCUUUCUCAGCCAGCCUCUUCUAUCCAUAGAUAAAAAUAAAAUUAAAAAAAACUAUCAGUGUACUGGCACCAGCACAAUAAAUUAACUUU